AUGGGAAGAGGGAGAGUUGAGCUGAAGAGAAUAGAGAACAAAAUCAACCGUCAAGUAACAUUCUCAAAAAGAAGAAAUGGUUUGUUGAAGAAAGCUUAUGAACUCUCAGUACUAUGUGAUGCUGAAAUUGCCCUUAUCAUUUUCUCUAGCCGUGGAAAACUCUCUGAAUUUGGAAGUUCAACUUCAGGCAUUGCCAAAACCCUGGAACGAUACCAAAGGUGCUCCUUUACUUCUCAAAAUGAUAAUAUUAAUGAAAAUGAAACUCAGAAUUGGUACCAAGAGAUGUCAAAGCUAAAGGCAAAAUAUGAGUCUCUUCAAAAGUCACAAAGGCAAUUGCUAGGGGAAGAUCUAGGACCACUGAACAUGAAAGAGCUACAAAGUCUUGAAAAACAGCUUGAAGGAGCUUUAGCACAAGCUAGGCAGAGGAAGUCACAAAUUAUGAUUGAACAAAUGGAAGAGCUUAGAAGAAAGGAACGCCAUCUUGGAGACAUAAAUAAGCAACUUAGAUUCAAGCUUGAAUCAGAAGGAUUUAAUCUUAAAGCUAUUGAAAACAUGUGGAGCUCUAAUUCUGCUACUGUUUCUGGAGGAAGCAGUUUUCCUUAUCAGCCUUCUGAAACCAAUCCUAUGGACUGCCAAGCUGAACCUUUCUUACAAAUAGGGUACCAUCAAUAUGUUCAAGCAGAACCAUCCAAUGCUCCAAAGAGCAUGGUUGGUGAGACUAGCUUUAUCCAUGGAUGGAUCCUUUGAUUGACUUAAUAGAGUAAAUUAAUAUGUCUAUAUACUUUUUUUAUUCCAGUUUUUAUUUUUUUAUUUUUUCUGUUAUUAAAAAAUAGACCUCUCUAGUGUUGGAAGUUUGCAGAUGCAUCGUCUGUAAUGAGAUACAAAUUUAGACCUUUAUUUUACUCUUUGAAGGAAUGUACUAUUGUUUGAAUUAACCAUGUAUUACUGUGUUGUUGGAUGCUUAA
Cicer arietinum (chickpea) is the source of this 965-nucleotide messenger RNA. RefSeq names its product agamous-like MADS-box protein MADS3. Gene Ontology annotation, cellular component: nucleus. The record is from RefSeq and is a predicted model, not a curated record. Gene Ontology annotation, molecular function: protein dimerization activity; RNA polymerase II transcription regulatory region sequence-specific DNA binding; DNA-binding transcription factor activity. Lineage: Eukaryota; Viridiplantae; Streptophyta; Magnoliopsida; Fabales; Fabaceae. Gene Ontology annotation, biological process: positive regulation of transcription by RNA polymerase II.